AUGAGUCACUUAUGCUGCAUGUGUGCGUGGAUUUCUCCGGAGAUUUCAUUGCUUUCAUGGGGUUUCUCGUGCCAUUGGUGGGAGACCAAUGCUAUGGGUUCGUGGCCGUCCCCUGAGGAGGUGGCUCGCCACGGUCUUCGGACCGCUACGGGCCAUAUCCUCGAGAAUAUCGGCUUCUCAUCUGUAUCCGGUGAAUCACUAAAUGUUCUCACUGAUGUAAUGCGUCGAUUUAUGGUGGAAUUGUGGUCUCGGAGCAAGAUGCUGGCCGAGCAUGCUUGUCGAACAGAAAUAACACCGGAUGAUAUGAAUCUUACCUUCAGCCGAUUAAAGUUUUCAACUGUCGAAAUGCGCGAUUACCUUUUGCAAGUGGGGAACGUUGGCCAGCCAAAACCAUUAUGCCACUUUCCUGUUCCACACCCAAAUGCGAGACCAUUGUUUGCACCUCAACCUAGCGCAAAGGAGCUCGAGGACCGCCCUGCUCACAUCCCUCCUUACUAUCCGGCAGCACAUCCAGAAUGGACAUCAGAUGGUGCCGAUUACCUUGCGGUAAUGAAGCCCUCAACUUCAGUAGAAAAGAAGGGAGGACCUGCUGACUUUCCCGAUUUUUCGAGUAUGGAUGCAAAGUGUCUAGGACUUUUACGGCGUGGUCAUGAAGAGCCGUCUUUUCUGGAUACCAGCAAAGAUCAUAGUUCAGCCACUGGAAUCCGGAGUAGUGCAAAUCUGUCCUCACUGAAGCUUCAGCAGAGUACUAGUAAUGAGUUGACCGUGAACACCUCCUCUCCUCGUAAGAAGACAAAGGGUAGUAGUAGCUACAAGGAUCUUCACAGCAACUAUUCCCCUUCCCCCACACCUUCACCGCUGUCUGCACACUUCAAGCGCGCAGAACAAUCCACUAGUAGAUCUGAGUCCCCGUCCUCACGUUUGACUGUAACGCUGCCUCGGAAACAGGAUCAGAAACAACCGAAAAUUACACCUACGAAGGUGAAAAAGGGUUUUAUUCCUGAAAUGGGCACGCCAAGCACUUCUCCAAUGCCAAGGCUUGAAAACCAGAGCGCAGCUGAAAGCGUCGUGCAAACCCAACUGGAAAUACAUUCUGCAAGGAAUUCGCCUGCUCCUAAACCACCAGCUCAGCCUGCACAACAUCCUAUCCCAGAUCCACCCGAAGCAGCUCUUGCACUGCAGAGUAUUCUGCUUGCGCAUGUGAAGGAAGAAGUCACGAAGGAGAAGAAGCAGCGGGAGAAAAAAGCAAAGCAAAAGGACAAGCGGAAGAAGCUUCAGGAGGAGCAAGAGCUGCUUCGGAAGCAAGAACAAGAAGCCCGAGAACGUCAACUUCUUGCGGAGCAGCGCCUUGAAAAGGAGAGGGCUGAACAGCGACAGGCAGAGGAGAGGGCUCGCUUGCAUUUACUCGAGCUCGCCCGUGAUACAGCCACACCACCAAUGAGGCAAGAAGUUCCAGAAGCUUCGCCGAAGUCGCUGAAAAUUGUCAUCAGUAAUCCUCAUAGCGAUUCGGCUAGUUCCGCGUUUUCACCACCUCCGCAAACGCCACAGAUGCCGCUAGAUGCACGAGUCCCUGGAGCGACUCCUUCUACGAUUGACCCUCAUUACGACAACGACUCUGAUACGAUACCGUUUUUCGACGACGCUGUUCCUGCCCCCACUGAAAAAGUACCGGUACCACUGGAAACAACAUUUCCACUAAAUAUUAGCUUGGAUGACUCCAUGUCUCAACAUCACAAGAAGAAGAAGAAAAAGGAUAAGGAAAAGGAAAGAGAACGAUCGAAAUCACCUCAUAAGAAAGAAAGGAAGAAGGAUAAAGAACACAAAAAGAAGAAAAAAAGGAAAGAAAGAGACAGAAGUCACGAGAGGGAGGAUCCUGAUCAAGGAGAGCAAAAGCAAGCAAAAAGCAGCUCCUCUGCAAAAGAACCAGCGCACGAACCAAAAUUCACCCUUAAAAUUCGCAUUGGUGAUCAGACGUCAACUACCGAGACAGUCACUGAGUCCAGCCCUCAGCCCGAAACCGUCAAGAUCAAGUUCAAGAACUUUCCUACUGAGGAACCAAAAAGGGAAGAGCCGAAAACGGUGCCACCGUUGAAGUUGGGCUCCUUAUCAACACAUAAAGAGGUGAAAGAGGAAGCAGCACCUCCUGAACCAAAACGCAAGUUUUAUACGAAAGCUGAGCUUAAAGCACCUCCUCCUCCAUUCUCAAGCUUCUCCUCAGACAAACAUUCUAAGGAGGAACGAAAACGGAAGAAAAAAGAAGAUGAAGAGAGGAAACGUGAAAAAGAAGAGCGUAAACGCCGUGAAAAAGAGGACAAGCGGCGCUUUGAACAGGAACGCGAGCAAGAGCUCGAACGAGUUCGGGAGAAGGAACGAGAACGUGAGCGGGAACGAGAACGCGAACGGGAGCGUGAACGUGAACGCGAACGGGAGCGUGAACGCGAACGUGAACGUGAACGCGAAAAGGAACGAGAGAAGGAGCAGGAGCAAGCUGAACAACGGGAAAAGGAGCAACGAGAGAAGGAGCAACGUGAACGGGAGAAGCAGCGACGCGAAAAGGAGGUUUUACUACCGCCACCGGUGACGGCGUUUGUUAAAGCAGAAAAGAAGAAAGACAAGAAGAAUAAGGAGAAGCGCCGGAGUAAAGAGGAAAAGAAGAAUCCGGUUGAAGUAAGUGCUCUAGCUCCGGAUGACAUUUCAGAAGAAGGAGAUGAUGAUGGCUCGGACGUGGUGUGGAUAUGUCCAUCGUGCUCUGUAGCAUGGACCGAAGGAGCUACUAUGGUUUGCUGUGAUAUGUGCGAUAACUGGUUUCAUUGGCAUUGUGUUGGCCUAAUUGUUGCCCCACCGGAUGAUGUACCGUGGUUUUGUCAGAAAUGUGCCGGUAAAAAGCAAAAUGAGAAAUCGGGUAAGCGCCCUGGAAGUAAGCUGGAAGGGUCUGUACGAAAGAAGAAGAAGCUGCCGUGA
Messenger RNA from Necator americanus (New World hookworm), 2961 nucleotides. RefSeq lists its product as uncharacterized. The transcript is spliced from 26 exons. NCBI's taxonomy places the organism in Eukaryota, Metazoa, Nematoda, Chromadorea, Rhabditida, Ancylostomatidae. Gene Ontology annotation, molecular function: protein heterodimerization activity; p53 binding; transcription factor binding. The record is from RefSeq and is a predicted model, not a curated record. Gene Ontology annotation, cellular component: transcription factor TFIID complex. Gene Ontology annotation, biological process: positive regulation of transcription by RNA polymerase II. The coding region runs from base 1 to 2961 and encodes 986 amino acids.